This is a messenger RNA of Carassius carassius (crucian carp), 935 nucleotides long. RefSeq names its product methyltransferase 5, N6-adenosine (gene mettl5). Gene Ontology annotation, biological process: rRNA methylation. Gene Ontology annotation, molecular function: rRNA (adenine-N6-)-methyltransferase activity; nucleic acid binding. NCBI's taxonomy places the organism in Eukaryota, Metazoa, Chordata, Actinopteri, Cypriniformes, Cyprinidae. The transcript is spliced from 7 exons. Bases 227 to 850 code for a protein of 207 amino acids. The record is from RefSeq and is a predicted model, not a curated record.
CUUGCAGAAGCAGAAGAAGAGGGAAACACACAUGUACGGACACUACAUUUUUACCUAUUUGAUCCAAAGUGAAUUUUCUACUUGAGGGAAUUCACUAUAUCACCAGAAGUCUCAAGAUCAGUCGUGAAAUCAUGAUCAUUCGGCGUUUCUGAUCUGAUUAACAUUAGUAUGAACUACAGAAACACAGACUGAUUUGAGCAGGAUCAGUUGAUCUUCCGAUGUAGAUAUGAAGCUCAAAGAGCUAGAAAGCUGCCUUCAGCAGGUGGAUGGGUUUGAGGAGCCCAAAAUACUCCUGGAGCAGUACCCCACCAGUCCGCAUAUAGCGGGCUGUAUGUUGUACACCAUCCACAAUACAUUUGAUGACAUACAGCAUAAACUAGUUGCAGACUUGGGCUGUGGAUGUGGGGUUUUGUCUAUAGGAGCCGCAGUGCUUGAUGCUGGACUGUGUGUUGGAUUUGACAUCGACGAAGACGCUUUGGACAUAUUCAAAGGAAAUGUUGAGGAUUUUGAACUGUCAAACAUUGAUAUGGUCCAGUGUGACGUGUGCUCAAUUGGAUCCUCUUACACCAAGAAGUUUGACACGGUCAUCAUGAACCCGCCAUUUGGCACGAAGCACAACCAGGGUAUUGACAUGCAGUUCCUGCAGACAGCGAUUUCCAUGGCAAGUACAGCAGUGUAUUCCCUUCACAAGACCUCAACACGAGAUCACAUUCAGAAGAAAGCAAAUGAUUGGAAGGUGAAAAUGGAAGUCAUUGCAGAGCUCAGAUACGACCUGCCAGCAUCUUAUAAGUUCCACAAAAAGAAGUCGGUUGAUAUUCAAGUGGACUUCAUACGAUUCACUCCGUCAUAAACAUGUUGGGCAAAAAAGAGCUUGUGUUGCUUUGCAAAAUUGUAGUAUUAUUUUAUAGAUAAAAAUAAACUGUUAUUCAAAAUAA